CCUUGUGAGUAUUGCGAUAACAAGAGAUUUUUGUAUGGGUGAUGGUGUUGAUGCUGCCAGGCUGCGUCGUCGAAGCUGUGCCUGUGCCUGGGCCAGACCAGCCGCGCCCGCCGCGUGCGCAAUCGAUAAACUAGCGGACCCGCCUGCCACGCUAGACCCCUGAAGUUGCCGGCGAACGGCAGAUUGCUGAUCCCAUCCGUCAGGCAUCACCUUCAAUCCUCAACACUCACAGUCUGCCCAAGAUGCGUGUUCUUGGGUUACCACUCGCUUCGCUUCUACUCUCCUCCGCAUUUGCACAGGAUGACGUCGACUUCCCAGAGUGUAGCAAGGAGGAUGCAGAUGUAGAGAAGUGCGCACAGAAGAUCGAUAACGUUGUCGAAGUUACACCCGGCAUCUCGUACUUCACAAAGAUAGCAUGCAAGGACUGUCCUUAUGCAGAAACAUGGAACGAAGACUCGGAUGAUGGCAAGCCGGAGAGCAGGAUCACACAUGGCGACCAGGAAAUGUUCUUCAACGUCACCCUAGCAAACGACACGCGCUCUAUCCUCCUCAACGGCAAGAAGAUCUUUCCGGCCCUCAACACGAUUCCGAAUCCGCCGCACAUCUCCGUCUCACUCCUGCACCCCGACUUCUCGUACAAAAACCUCACCGCCGCAACCUCCUGCUCGGAUCCGACCUGCUCCAGCCCAAAUAUUGGCACCGACUGCACAGAAUGGUGCCAAACGCUCCCCCUCGGUCGCAUGCUCGUCGACUACUCCUACUCCGCGCACCUUCAAAAAGAGGAGCCGGACGCAAACAUCCGCUUCUGGGAGAUCAUAUUUGAUCCCGUCGGCGGCCGCAGUAUGCCUGUUGCUGGGUUGAGCAGCGUCUCGACACCCUGGACGUUCGACGACCCCGACCGCAAGUCGCUGCAUAUCGUCGUCGCGGGGCAGCCCGUCAAGCGCGGACACGCCGUUAAACCGCACAAUUCGCAGGACGGCGGGCUGUUUGGUUCUGUUGGUGGUGAUGAAGUGUACAACCUCGAGAUCACGAAGGUGGAGCAGGUGAUGCGGCGCUUCAACUUCGCUUCACCAAAGCUCAGCGCCUGGGGCAAGAUCCGUCGGUUCUUUGGCGGCGAUGUGUGGGAAGAGGAAGGCGAGUUGGUGUACUUGAGUGAGGAGUGGGGCAUUUGGGGGAAGAAGGGCACGUUGAGGAAUCUUGUUGGUGACGUCUUCCACUCCAACUUCGUUGGGCUGUUCUUCAUCAUCAUUGGGUCUAUUGUUGGUGGAUUCAUUGCGCUGCGCAUUGUUCAGGGCCUUUACCUAUUUGCCAAGCAGCAGAGUGGGUUGGCGAGGUGGAAGGGCAUUGAUGCUGUGUAUAGCCAGCUUAAUCAGGAGAGGGGUCCGGAUGACGAGGAGGAGGGCGGAUUCCGAGGGGAGUGGAGAGGUGACUGGAGAGGUGACUAUAGGGAUAGUUACGACGAAGGCGGGAGUCGUGCGAGUAUGGGCUGGAAUGAAGAGAGGAUGAAGCCCUUGCCGACCAAGCCGCUGCCUGAGAAGCCAUUGCCUCAGGAGCCGCUUAUUGAUACUUAGAAACUUCAGGAGCUGAGCGUCCGUGAGUAAGUGGAACAUCAUUUUCUUGCGGUUACUUCAAAUCUAGACGUUAUCCAUUAUCAGAGUCUCUUCUUGUCGAUAUCUUGACCCUUUCUACAUCCCUUUUGCAUAUCAGGAUACUGCUUUCUCCCUUGGAAGCGUGCGUUAUAUCAUCCUUUAGGAAUAGCAUAGGCGUAACUGUCUUAUCGUA
Macroventuria anomochaeta is the source of this 1782-nucleotide messenger RNA. RefSeq lists its product as uncharacterized. The transcript is spliced from 2 exons. Lineage: Eukaryota; Fungi; Ascomycota; Dothideomycetes; Pleosporales; Didymellaceae. Bases 243 to 1571 code for a protein of 442 amino acids. The record is from RefSeq and is a predicted model, not a curated record.